AUGACGUCAUGGAAACCCGAAAGUAAGGAAAUGUUCUCUAUGAACUUUCAUAGCUCUGUAUCAACUGGGCCAUUAUAUGUAUGUAGUUGUUGUGAUCAAUUGUGGUAUAAACACAGUGUUUCCCCUGCAGACCGUCUAAGGUUAACUAAUCGUGAUAUAUGCAGAUACCUUCAAAAUAAAAAGAGCGUUGACAAUAUUGAGUGGCUCUGUCACACUUGUAAUAACCACUUAAAAAGAGGGAAAGUUCCUCCCUGUGCAAUUGUUAAUGGGAUGAAAUUUCCACAAAAACCCGAUUUCUUUGAUCUGAAUGAACUAGAGUGCCGUCUUGUCGCUCCUCGGUUAGCAUUUCAAAAGAUAUUCCAAGCCCCAAGGGGUGGACAACUGAAGAUUACUGGUAAUGUUGUAAAUGUUCCAGCAGAUGUUAACAGCACAGUUAAUAUGCUUCCUAGGCUGUCAGAUGACACAGGUACUAUUAAAGUUCAACUAAAGCGAAGAUUACAGUACAAAAGUUCUGCACUUUCUUUGAAUAUAAGACCUCACAAAGUUAUGCAAGCAGCUGCUUGGUUGAUUGGUACAAGUCCUUUAUAUCAAGACGAAGGGAUAACUAUCAACGAAAACUGGUUGAGAAGUUUACAAUACUCCGGGAACAAAGCUCCCAAUAUCACUGAAACAUCAAAUGAUGAAGAUGAACAAACUACAUCGAAUUCUCCAGAAGAUGAAUGGACUGAAGAUGUAGCUGAGAUACCAGCAGGUGUAACUGAUAGUAUGUUGACUCCGCCAGAUUUUGUCAAUGAUAGUGAAAGACAGGAGAUUUAUAACUUUGCACCCGGCGAAGGAAACAGACCAUUGAGUGUAUUUAGAGAUCAGUACUCCGAAGAGAUGGCAUAUCCAGGAAUAUUUCUGGGACAAAAAAGACCUGAUGAAAAAAAUAGACUAAGAAGUGUUUACUACAGUGAAAUAUGUAAGUCUGAAUUGAGAAGAUCAGACCGUCGAGCUGCCAUUUGCGUGGAAAAUAUAUUUUUCAAAGCUAAAAAAUUACAAAUGAAACUUUUGAUUGGACAAUCACAAAUUGCUCUGAGAAAAAACAAAAUGGGAAAUCGAACACUUACUGCUGGAGAAUUAAAAACGCAAGAAGGUUUGCAAAGCUUGAUAGACCAUGAUGAUGGUUUCAGAUUCUUGAAAACUUUAAGAGGUUCGCCUCCUUACUUUGAAAAAGCCAAAAAAGACUUGUUUGCCAUGAUUCGCCAGUUAGGACCUGCAUCAUUAUUUUGCAGUUUUUCUUCAGCGGAAACAAAAUGGAAUCAUUUAUUAAGAAUUCUCGGUAAACUAAUUGAUCAGCGGAAUUAUAGUGAUGACGAAUUAAACAAUCUUACAUGGGAGGAGAAAUGUCGACUGAUUCAAAGUGACCCAGUAACAUGUGCGAGACACUUUGAUUUUCAGUUCAAUACUUUCUUAAAAGAUGUGUUAAUGAGUGAACUUGUCCCGAUAGGGAAAAUUAAAGAUUGGUUUUUACCGAGUUGA
Messenger RNA from Paramuricea clavata, 1521 nucleotides. The record is from the annotation of a GenBank genome assembly. Lineage: Eukaryota; Metazoa; Cnidaria; Anthozoa; Malacalcyonacea; Plexauridae.